CAGCGCUCAUUCUCCUUCCGGUACUGCGCCACGGAAAGUUCCGUUGUCUUCUUUUUAGCUCGCAUUUGGCUAACYGGUUGGAACCCAUCGCUGCUCUUUGGCGGUCUCUGCCCUUUGGAGCGUUUGUGAGCUGUACAGUUCGGGUCCCGCCAUGUCUGAGGAAAGCAAGUGCUGUGGUGAGCGCGCAGACAAGCCCGAAAUCAACCGGGAGGACGGUGCUGGGGACACAAACAAGGAUGCAGAAGAGAGUAAAGAUCUCAUUUCCACAAUGCAAAGUUCACCAGAUAAAGCUAGGACUCCACAAGACUCUGUGGAUCCACCAUCUCCUGAUGCGGAUAGUUCACAAAAAGAACCUACAAGUGCAACAGUUACAGACAAAGUAAAGAAGACAAGAAUUUCAUCUAAUUCUUGCAGUGUGAUAAAACGUCUUAAAGUAGAGAAGAAAGAAAAUGAUCAGAAUUUUUCAGAGAAAUCGGCAUCUUCAACAUUAGAAAACAGCUUGGAAUCUCAAAGUUCUAAACACAAAGGCACUGAAUCUGAAGAAAAUGCACAAUUGAAAAAUACAGUCAAGAAUGUCACUGCAGGUAAAUCUGAGUCCGUUGAUUCUGUGAUUGAGAAACCUAAACCAGGAUUAAAUGAAGAAAAAGCACUAUUGGUGAAGCAGGUUCGUGACAAAGAAGAGCUGCUUCGGAGGCUAAAACUAGUCAAAAUGUAUAGAUCAAAGAAUAACCUGUCUCAGUUAGAGAUAUUAAUAUCAAAGUGGAGAAACUGUAGCCAGCUGUUGCUUUAUGAGCUGCAGUCACUCAUGUCGGAAGAGAAGAAAAUAACCCUUACUCAAUUGAUAGACCUCUAUGGGUUGGAUGAUACACUGCUGCAUUUUAAUAGAAGUGAAGAAGAAUUUGCAGGCAAUAGAGCAGAGACCCUGCGCCUACUGGAAGGAAGAGUAGGCACAGAUCUCUACCAUAUCGGCUUAGGAACUGAAUACCUUGGCAAGACUCAAAGAGUAAAAGAAAUAAGAUCAAAAAUCAAUAAAUGGGAUGGACUCAAACUUUAAAAAGCUUCUUCACAGCAAAGGAAACAAUGUGAAGAGAGAGCCUACAGAAGGGGAAAAAUUUAUCACAUUCAACUCAGAGCAUUAAUCUCCAGGAUACAUAAAGAACUCAAAAAAUUUAACACCAAAAAAAAAAAAAAA
Urocitellus parryii (Arctic ground squirrel) is the source of this 1192-nucleotide messenger RNA. It is a transcript of the gene Sfr1, whose product is annotated as SWI5 dependent homologous recombination repair protein 1. Gene Ontology annotation, cellular component: Swi5-Sfr1 complex. Lineage: Eukaryota; Metazoa; Chordata; Mammalia; Rodentia; Sciuridae. Gene Ontology annotation, biological process: double-strand break repair via homologous recombination; positive regulation of DNA-templated transcription. The record is from RefSeq and is a predicted model, not a curated record.